AUGGAUUCGCACGAGGUCAACAACGCCGCUUUGUAUAAUACCAGAAGGCGACAAGGAUCCAUUGGCGGAAGUCAGGUUCUCGACAGCAUCAUCUCUGCAUCCAACUUUGAUCGCGAGGAAGUCGACCGCUUGCGCAAGCGAUUCAUGAAAUUAGAUAAAGACAACUCGGGCACGAUCGAACGAGAAGAGUUUCUUUCGCUCCCACAGGUGUCGUCCAACCCUCUUGCUCCACGGAUGAUCGCCAUCUUCGACGAAGACGGCGGCGGCGACGUCGACUUCCAAGAAUUCGUCUCCGGACUCUCCGCAUUCAGCUCCAAGGGUAACAAGGACGAGAAACUCCACUUCGCCUUCAAAGUAUACGACAUCGACCGCGACGGCUACAUCUCCAACGGCGAGCUUUUCAUUGUUCUGAAGAUGAUGGUGGGCAGCAAUCUCAAGGAUGUGCAGUUGCAACAGAUUGUGGAUAAGACAAUUAUGGAAGCGGACAAGGAUCACGACGGAAAAAUCAGUUUUGAGGAGUUUAAGAAUAUGGUGGAGAAUACUGAUAUCAGUAUGAACAUGACGUUGAAUGAGAUAUAA
Talaromyces marneffei is the source of this 579-nucleotide messenger RNA. RefSeq lists its product as uncharacterized. The coding region runs from base 1 to 579 and encodes 192 amino acids. NCBI's taxonomy places the organism in Eukaryota, Fungi, Ascomycota, Eurotiomycetes, Eurotiales, Trichocomaceae. Gene Ontology annotation, molecular function: calcium ion binding; calcium-dependent protein serine/threonine phosphatase regulator activity. The record is from RefSeq and is a predicted model, not a curated record. The transcript is spliced from 5 exons.